Messenger RNA from Nematocida parisii ERTm1, 495 nucleotides. RefSeq lists its product as uncharacterized. Bases 1 to 495 code for a protein of 164 amino acids. The record is from RefSeq and is a predicted model, not a curated record. NCBI's taxonomy places the organism in Eukaryota, Fungi, Microsporidia. The transcript has a single exon.
AUGCAAAUAAGUGUACAUAAUGAAUGCUGUCUCAGAAUUCUAUCUACUCUUAAUAUUCUUAAGUGCACACCACUUCAGAAAAUAGAGCUAGAAAACAUUCUUUCUGAGUUGAACAGACUAAUUGCCAUAGCAACAACAAAGCAGGAGAUUCCAGAAGUAAAAAUAGAAAGAGUUGAUGAAAGAAACUACAUAAUUAAUAACACACACAUUAGAGACCAAGAUGGAAGAAUCGAAAUAGAAAAAACAGAUAUUUUAUUACUACAGCCGCAUUUUACAGAAAAUCCAAUAGGAGCAAUAGAAGACGCAGUAGAUUAUGUAAAAAUAUUAUACGAGAAUAGAAUAUGCAUUGCAUGCUUAAGAAAAGCAAGUACAAUGACACUUGCAAUGCCAUUGAUAGUUAGAAAAGCGAAUGACAGAGUAUUUGUAUACCAUACUGAGUGUAUAGAAGAUGGGCAGGAAGCAAAUAUCUAUCUUGUUACACAAGAAACGGCCUAA